CCGCGGCUCCCGGAGUAGUUAGAGCCAGCGAAGUGCGGGCGGCGAUGAGAGCUAAAGUUGCGCUCCGUUCGGCUUCGGGGGCUUGAGGCGGCUCGUCGCUCCGCCCGUCUGGGCCUCCUGUAGCCCCAACUCGCGCCAGCGGAUCCCGCGCGCCCGCCCGGCUCGGCGCCCACCUGCGCCCCCUGCCCGCGGCCCGCCGCCCGCGCCUCACGAGCCGGGGUCCCCGUCACUUUGGCCCGGCCCCGGGCCCCGCCGAUGCCGGCCAUGGUGGAGAAGGGUCCCGAGGUCUCCGGGAAGCGGCGAGGGAGGAACACGGCAGCUGCCGCCGCCUCGGCCGCCGCCUCAGCCGCCGCCUCGGCCGGCACCGCCUCCGCCUCGGCCGCCGCCGCCUCCGCCGCCGCCUCGGCCGCCGCCGCCCCCAAUAAUGGCCAGAAUAAAAGUUUGGCGGCGGCGGCUCCCAACGGGACCAGCGGCAGCAACUCCUGGGAGGAAGGCAGCUCGGGCUCGUCCAGCGACGAGGAGCACGGUGGCGGUGGCAUGCGGGUGGGACCCCAGUACCAGGCGGCCGUGCCCGACUUCGACCCUGCCAAACUGGCAAGGCGCAGUCAAGAACGAGACAAUCUUGGCAUGUUGGUGUGGUCACCUAAUCAGAGCCUUUCAGAAGCAAAACUGGAUGAGUACAUCGCUAUCGCCAAAGAGAAGCACGGGUACAACAUGGAGCAGGCUCUUGGGAUGCUCUUUUGGCAUAAGCAUAAUAUUGAAAAGUCCCUGGCUGAUUUGCCCAACUUCACCCCGUUUCCAGAUGAGUGGACUGUAGAAGAUAAAGUCUUGUUUGAGCAAGCCUUUAGUUUUCACGGGAAAACUUUUCAUAGAAUCCAACAAAUGCUUCCUGAUAAAUCCAUAGCUAGUCUGGUGAAGUUCUACUACUCCUGGAAGAAAACAAGAACUAAAACCAGCGUGAUGGAUCGUCAUGCUCGGAAACAAAAACGGGAGCGGGAAGAGAGUGAGGAUGAGCUGGAAGAAACAAAUGGAAGUAAUCCCGUUGACAUCGAGAUUGAUCCAAAUAAGGAAAGCAAAAAGGAGGUACCCCCUACUGAGACAGUUCCUCAGGUCAAAAAAGAAAAGCACAGCACACAAGCUAAAAAUAGAGCAAAAAGGAAACCUCCAAAAGGCAUGUUUCUUUCUCAAGAAGAUGUCGAGGCUGUGUCUGCUAAUGCUACUGCUGCAACCACGGUGCUGAGACAGCUGGACAUGGAGCUGGUCUCCAUCAAACGACAGAUUCAGAACAUUAAGCAGACGAACAGUGCUCUUAAGGAGAAGCUUGACGGUGGGAUAGAGCCUUACCGACUGCCGGAGGUUAUUCAGAAAUGCAACGCACGCUGGACUACGGAAGAGCAGCUUCUCGCCGUACAAGCCAUCAGGAAAUAUGGGCGAGACUUUCAGGCAAUCUCAGAUGUGAUCGGGAACAAGUCAGUUGUGCAGGUGAAAAACUUUUUUGUAAAUUAUCGGCGCCGUUUCAACAUAGAUGAAGUUUUACAAGAAUGGGAAGCAGAACAUGGUAAAGAUGAGACCAAUGGGCCCAGUACCCAGAAACCCGUCAAGUCCCCUGAAAGCUCCAUCAAGAUCCCUGAGGAAGAAGAUGAGGCUGCUUCUGUCCUCGACGUAAGAUACGCAUCUGCCUCAUGAAAACUGCUGGUAGCUUUGAACACUUGGUAUGGACGACGUGUCACCCAGAUAUCAGGUAUUACAAGACAUCACCUAGCCAUCUGCAUCACAUCUCUGUGGACAAGCAGCUAUUACCAAAAAAGGCAUACACUUCCGGUCCUGUGCUACAUCUGCCUUAAUUCUUUGCUCGUUCCUCCAUGUUGGCACGACUCCCAGAGAGCUCCGUUGCAUCUCAUUCUGCCUGAGGGCUGGGGGACCCACAGUCUGCACGCCUCCGUGGAGCCUGGGACCUACCUUCCAGUUGGCGCCCCUGAGCCCCAACAAUGGCAGCUCUCCCAGUCAACAGCUUCAGAACAGGUAGUCUUGAAAGGCCCGGCUCUGUUCCCGCAUGGCCUGCCGUUUCCCCUUUGUGCAUAGUGUAAUUCUCAGAAGGCCCCGUAGGCCUUGUAAAAAACGUCUCCCCUUCUUUUCUGGGGCAGCCACCUAAGCAACACCGUGCUUCUUUGGAAAUCACAGUCCCUUGGCAGACGACACCAUAACCUUCAUCAUGCCAUGCUUCCUGACACAGCUCCUGUAGGUCAGCUGGCUCCUCCCCCCUUUCUCCUGCCCCUAACUCUUUCCCUUUUCUCUCCUUCCAAGUCAUAAAUGCUCAUUUGCAGCAACUGUCCUUAGACAUUGUAGCUUAAUGGGAACGUGGACCUCAGUGCUUUUUGCCUUCAACCUUCAGCAUUGUAAUCCCAGGAUGUGGGUGCACCCCAUCUCUUCCUGAUUCCCCAACUACCACUAUCAUCACCCAACUCUGAGAGAUUUGGUUCAUAUCACUGUACCUGGUGCUUGUAUAUUUGGAAUUGGUGCCUUCUCCUUCUGGCAACCAUGUUAUCGAUCCCUUUUCUGUUCCAGUGUCUUAUUUAAAGUUUAUUGCUUGCCAAAGAUGACAUCACUGAGGUGUGGCAGAUGGGGAGAGCGCCUGCGGAUUUGACAAGUGCAGAGACUGUAAAUGUCAGGUCAGCUCGCAAAGGGUAGUAGGGAAGCUGGGCAUGGUUGUCUGGAUGCUGCGUGCCAUUAGCCCUCAUCCUCUGGGUGUGCCUGGCCACUGUACAUCACUCCGUGUGAGUUUUCGUGUCAUUUGUGUACUGGUGUGACCACACAAACACCAUCCCCUGUCUUUUAGACAGCAAAUAGGACAGAAGAGUGAUAGAUGUGUUGCUUAGUGAGAUGAAGGGGAAAAGAAAAAAUCUACAGCGUGGUAUGUAAUGCCGUCUGCUUGGACUGGGAACAAGCAAAGAUUUCUAAUAAAUGUUUUGAGACUUGCAGAAUCACUUUUGCUCUCUUACCAGACUGUGGGCCUGAAGGGCCUUGAGCAGAUGGUCAGACUGCGUUCUAGCAUCCAUGGCCAGUUAAGACUGCACUAACCAUGUGGAAAUAUCUUUUGUUGUUUGCAGCAUUUGGAUAUUUUUUUCUGCUUUCAAUACCAAAAAAGAAAAGGAAAAAAAUAGAUGCUUUAAGGUAUGAACGGAGUUCUUAAGAAUUUAAAAUAUGCAAUUAAAAUUCGAUGUUUUGACUCCUAAGCACCUUCCCCCUUCCCCUUCUUAAAGUUAGCUGAUUUUCUCUUUAGAAAGAGGUUCAGCUAUAGAAAACUAGAUUGGGGGUGGGGUGUACAUUGUUUUUGAGACGUCUGGAGAAAAGUCAUUCCAAAGGCGAGUACAAAGGAACUUUCUUCAUCCUGUCCCGUAUUAGGUGCCCACUGAUUACGAAGAGCUGUGGAGUAGUGUCAGGGCACAGUCCACAGUCCCUACCCAGGGACAGGCCAGAGCAACACUAGUAACGAGCCAGCUGUUGUGUGUGUUUUUAUCAUGAACCUGCUGCGUAGCUGAAAAGGGAAGGAAACAUGAGAUGGGGUCAGCCUGUGCUUUGCGUAUGACUCAUGGGGACACUAAGGCAUGUGAUAAGGCCCUGCUCACCUAGCUUUCUGCAUGUCCUCCCUCCAGUGAGCAGAGACAGUG
Acomys russatus (golden spiny mouse) is the source of this 3668-nucleotide messenger RNA. It is a transcript of the gene Rcor1, whose product is annotated as REST corepressor 1. Gene Ontology annotation, molecular function: transcription corepressor activity. NCBI's taxonomy places the organism in Eukaryota, Metazoa, Chordata, Mammalia, Rodentia, Muridae. Gene Ontology annotation, cellular component: histone deacetylase complex; transcription regulator complex. The record is from RefSeq and is a predicted model, not a curated record. Gene Ontology annotation, biological process: regulation of transcription by RNA polymerase II; negative regulation of DNA-templated transcription. The transcript is spliced from 12 exons. Bases 256 to 1686 code for a protein of 476 amino acids.